This is a messenger RNA of Entrophospora sp. SA101, 501 nucleotides long. The record is from the annotation of a GenBank genome assembly. Lineage: Eukaryota; Fungi; Glomeromycota; Glomeromycetes; Entrophosporales; Entrophosporaceae.
AUGUCUGAAAAUCCUCUUAAAAACAAAGAAAUGAAUGAGGAAGAAUAUAUGAAUAUGUAUGUUCAUCCAGUUUUAAAAAGAGCCUUGAGCCAUUUUUCCGAUAUUAGAUAUGUGCUCAAAAAUUCCUAUGAAAUUUCUGCAACAGAAGGAAGCUGUCCAUAUGUUGUUGAAAAAAACAAAGAAACAAGUGAUUUCAUCCAAAAUGCCUGUGCUGCCAAAGAUAUUAUUAAUUUUGCGGUAAUUCAAGAAGUGUUGCACAAAAGACCACUUCCAUCAUAUUUUAGAUCCUUUAUGGUUCAAGUUUAUGAAUUUAACUUAAAAUUUAUUUUAUGGAUUAUAUCGUUAUUGAUUAAAGAGGCUGACAAAAAAUUCCAAGAAUCAAGGAAUAAAAAGAGUUCUCAUCUAAGCAAUAGCCACAAUAUUAGAAAGCUAUUAAAACUUUCACAUAAUAAAGAUCGUGGUAGUGCAAAACAGGAUAUGACAGUAAAUAAGCUUAUCUAG